GUGCCAAACAGUAUCUACGGAAUAGCGCUGCUGUCUCAUCUGCAUGUCAGAAGUUAUUGUUAGCUUAUAUGUAUACUGUUAGCGGAAGCUGGAGGAGACCAUGGAGGGCAGCAGCCGUGGGACUCUGAGUGACACUGAGAGCCUACUAGUUACAGAGAGGCUUGCCGUGUCCUGUGAUGCGCUGGUAUCACACGUCCAGCUUGCCUGCUGCUCCUCUCACUUUGCCUACCCAUGGCAGGGCACGGAAUUGCGAAUUCACAGCAACACAGACCCUGGUGUUAAGCCCUUGCAGCUUGUAGGUCAUCAUGGAAACAUAUCUGCUGUGGUCUUUGGAGAUGGACAAGACCCACUUAUUCUGUGUUCUGCCUCAGAUGAUUACAUCAUCAUAUGGGAUGUAAAGCGAUGUUACAGUCGAGCAAAGGAGGGUCUGGUUGCUCCAGGUACAGUCAUUGGCACACUAUUGGGGAAGGUGGUCUACCUCUCCCUGAGUCCUGAGAACAAGAGAGCAGCAGCCUGCACAGCAAACAAAAUAUACAUCUUGAACACCAAGAAAAUGGAGGUUCUCGGGGUGCUGGAGGGGCACCUGGGUGCUUUGACAGCAGCAGAAUUCUACUCCUGGGAUGGAAACUUCCUUGUGUCUGUCUCAGAAGAUAGGACAUUCAGGGUUUGGGAUGUGGCAGAGAAGCAGGCACUUCAUCAGUCUUCCGUGCUUUCAGCUUUUCCUUUGCUCAGUGUGUAUCUAUGCAAGAAAACCAAGCAGCUAAUCACGGGGUCCGCUGAUGGACAGGUGUGGUGCUUCUCUCUCCCGGGUGACCACAAAUGUCGCUUGGUGAGCAAACUGGACCUCCAGAAGGUGGUGCAGAGGAAUCGGCCAUAUGGAGAGGGAGGUACUGAGUGUUCAGGACCAGUAAGCAAGGAUGGUGUGGACAUAGAGACCACAAAGCCGGUCCUGAGAAUCGGGGCCUUCACACCGUCGCCUGACGAUGUUCGUGAACAGGACAGGGUCUCGUACAGAGCAGGGAACUGCGUUUGGAUAGGCAGCUCUGAUGGCCUGUACCUGAUCAACUUGGCAACGUCUGAACUGUGCUCAGCGCUGAAUCUGAAAGGCGCCCAAACAGUGAGCGUCUCAGCAGCUGGGUCGUGGGCCAUCUUCCAUGGAGACGAGAGCAGGGUUCUCUGCGUGGUGGCCUCGCUGUUCGAUCCCACCGUGGCUCUGUUGGAAGUUGGGGUCCCAGGGUCCCCCGUACACCUCCGGAGCUUCUGGGCCAGCUCUGGGGAACAGAGCUUGUCUGUGCUGCCCAGUGCCCGUCCAGUGCCGGAGUCUCCCUUAAACGCAGAGCUGCUCGGAAAGGAUGCUUGCAAGCCUCGCAGAAGGACAGAUUCCAGAGGUGGGGUGAAGAAUCAGGCCCUGGUCUUCCACUCCCAGAUAAAGUCAUCAGGAUAUGGGAUGGCUCCUCGGAUGGUCAUGUUCAGCCCCAAGACCAAUGUGCAGAAGAAGAGUCAUGGGUCUAAGAAGACCAGCCAAAGGAAAUUCCUUUUUGCUGAGUACCCAGCGGACACUGCUCCACCGAGCAUAUUGCACACUCACUUGAGUACAGGUGGGAGACCCACAGCCAUCCACAGUCUUCAAUAUUCAGGAGAUGGAAAGCAGGUCCUGUGUGGGCUUGGAGAUGGAUCAGCAUUGGUGUACAAAUCCUCUCUCACUGGCACCCCAGCUGUCUGCGCAGGCCAUGCUGGGGCAGUGAGCACCGUGGGAUGGAGUCACAGCCGGAAGUGGUUCCUGACCGCGGCCGAGGAUCACACCCUCCGGAUUUGGCCACUGGGGACUGGGGAACCUGCUCUCGUCAUGGCCAGAGACAGAUUUCCCAAGCCAGUCAGGUCUGCACAGUUCUUCUACCUGGACAAGUUCCUCCUCCUGGCUUCAGGCCCCACCUUGCAUCUAUACCUUUAUCACCUGGAUGUAGCCUGUGAUGACAUCAGAAGGUACCAGAAAAGGAAUCUGGUCAAAUUGGCAGCAAAGCUUGAGACGAGCUCCGGGACUGACAUAACCUGUGCUUCUGCUGUGAACGAGUUUUUCUCCUAUGUGGUGCUGGUGGGAGGCUGCGACCAUUCCGUGGAGGUAUUCGACUUGAACGUGGGCCGCCCCUCCGCCCGCAUACCUGCCUCCCACACCAGAGCCGUCCAUCAUGUAGCACAGAACAAGGGUUCGUCAUUCUGCGCACAGGGGUUUGACUUUUACAACCUCUUCCUCACCAGUGCUGUGACGGAUGGGAUGAAGCUGUGGGAUUUACGCAUUCUCAGGUGUGUCCGUAAGUUUGAAGGUUAUCAGAAUCGAUGCCAUCCCUGCACCUCCGCCUUCUCGCCCUGCGGACGCUACAUCGCCACAGGCUCCGAAGACAACUCUGCCUACCUCUAUGACAUCCGCAGCAGCAGCUACCUUAACAAGCUCCCACGGCACACAGACACGGUCCUAAACGUUGCCUUCAACCCCUGCAUCCCUGAGCUGCUGACGGGGACUCUGGACGGAAAGCUGCAGCUCUUCAGACCGGCUAACUGACCCGGCAGUGGAACCAUCCUCUACACUUACACAUCACCGAUCGAAGGGCUGCGCAGGAGGAAAAACUGAGGGAUUGUGGGAAGGCUGUAUAGGACCUGGCAGCUUUUCACACCGGAUAGAUCAUCUGAGAUCAUUCUGUAAAACACCCACGCUGCAAUAAAACACCCCUUUGUUUCGGGGAGGAAUGACCAGCAGGUUUUUGGAAGAGUUCAGGCCUUAAGUUUAUUCUUGGCUGCCAAUGACAGUUUUUUUUUUCUUUUUGCAUAUGGUUACGCAUUAUUAUAUGGUAUUAAAAACCACUCUGGUUCAAAGCUAAUACCCCCCCAAUUUCAUAUUGCUGCUUGACGUGCAUAGCCUAUUGCCGCUGCCCGUGGGCUCCUCCAUUAAUGUGGAGACCAUAUGACUCAGUACAGCUGAGCGCUGCUCCACAGAAGGUCCUUUUGGUGUUUUUAAUACAUACCAGCUUGUUUUAUAAAUGUACAUAUCUGUCUAUCUAUCCUUCUAUCUGUCUUCCUGUCUCCCUCUCCGUUCUGAUGACAGCUGUAUUUUGUUUCCUCAUUGUCUGGACGUCUCCAAAUCAAACAUUUUUUAACAGCUGGUGCUUCAUUUUCCCAGAGAGACUGGAAUUAGGUCACUGAAUGUUUGAAAAUGUGGGCCGAUGCUGUGUAGGGACCGUGGGACUUGGGAGACAGAGGCGGGUUUGAGCGUUUCUGGAUUGAGGGGAAGGAGCGUGGUGUCCACAAAUUAAUUUAACUGUCUGUUUUUUGUCAACAAGUAGGACCUAGAUAAUUCACCAGUUGAAUGUCUAAGAUUUUGCACGUUUCUGAAGUAGAAAUAUUAUCUGUAUUCUUUACACUAAUAUGAAGUGUCUUGCAUAUAUAACAAAACUAUGCUUAGGUUUUACAUUAUGUUAUAUAUAUUAUUUUAUUAUAUAAUCUGUUCUUUAUUCUAGAAUGCAGCACAAUCACCUUUUUCAUAUUUUGUAUCGACAUUGAGCUUUUUGUUUGAAGUCAUUUCGUGAAACAGCAUUAAUCAAAGUUCCAAUGAAAUAUUAUUGAUUAUAUUUACUCUUAAGAUUUACAUAAGAUUACUCCUAUGUGU
Messenger RNA from Brienomyrus brachyistius, 3658 nucleotides. It is a transcript of the gene wdr27, whose product is annotated as WD repeat domain 27. Bases 101 to 2557 code for a protein of 818 amino acids. Lineage: Eukaryota; Metazoa; Chordata; Actinopteri; Osteoglossiformes; Mormyridae. Gene Ontology annotation, molecular function: protein binding. The transcript has 26 exons. The record is from RefSeq and is a predicted model, not a curated record.